Molecule: messenger RNA, 2271 nt
Organism: Emys orbicularis (European pond turtle)
Lineage: Eukaryota; Metazoa; Chordata; Testudines; Emydidae
Gene: L3MBTL3
Product: L3MBTL histone methyl-lysine binding protein 3
Exons: 23
Coding region: 1-2271 (756 amino acids)
Biological process (GO): negative regulation of DNA-templated transcription
Cellular component (GO): nucleus
Molecular function (GO): chromatin binding; zinc ion binding; histone binding
Source: RefSeq, a predicted model, not a curated record
AUGAAUGAAUCUGCCUCGAGUGCAAGUGGCCAAGAGUUUGAUGUAUUUAGUGUUAUGGACUGGAAGGAUGGCAUAGGUACACUGCCAGGAAGUGACCUGAAGUUCAGAGUGAAUGAGUUUGGUGCCCUGGAAGUCAUCACAGAUGAAACAGAGAUGGAAAGUGUUAAAAAGGCCACUGCUACCACAACCUGGAUGGUGCCAACUGCUCAAGAAGCCUUUUCAGAAAAGACUGGGAUUCCCCUGAAGUUGAAGGAAGCUACAAAAGUGGAUGGGCUUAUUUUCUGUGAAAACUGUUAUCACGAUGGUACCACAGAACAGUUUGUUCCUGAAGGGAAAUUUUGCAGCCAGAAAUGUGCACAUCACAUCAAAAACAAAGAACCAAAGGAGGAUAAAGAUGGUGUGGAAUGCAAUGAGGAAGAUGAUUCUAAAGGGACUAGGAAAAGAAAAACAAAAUUACCUCUGAAAGAAGAGUGCAAAGAAGAUGGAGAAGACAAAAAAGAGAAGGAUGAAACUAAGCAUGAAGGGAGGAUACUGAGAGUCUCUCAGAGAGCCAGAAGAAAAAGAAAAGGUGAUAUGGCCAUUUUAAAGCAACCUUUAUAUUCUAAAGGAAAGAAACCAUGGUGCUGGGCUUCAUAUUUGGAGGAAGAAAAGGCUAUAGCAGCACCUACUAAGCUUUUUAAAGAGUAUCAGUCCUUCCCAUAUGGCAAAAAUGGAUUCAAAGUAGGAAUGAAACUGGAAGGAGUGGAUCCUGAACACCAGUCAAUGUACUGCAUUCUCACUGUGGCUGAGGUUUUAGGCUACAGGAUACGCCUCCAUUUUGAUGAAUACUUGGAUUGUUACGACUUCUGGGUGAAUGCUGAUUCUUCAGACAUUCAUCCAGCUGGAUGGUGUGAGAAAACAGGUCACAAACUUCACCCACCAAAAGGAUAUGAAGAAGAGGAGUUUAACUGGCCCUCAUAUCUUAAAACAUGUAAGGCUCAAGCUGCUCCUAAAUCUUUGUUUGAAAACCAGAACACGACAGUUAUUCCAUCGGGAUUUCGAGUGGGAAUGAAGCUUGAAGCUGUAGACAAAAAAAAUCCGACAUUCAUCUGUGUUGCUACGGUAACAGACAUGGUGGACAAUCGUUUCCUGGUUCAUUUUGAUAACUGGGAUGAGAGCUAUGACUAUUGGUGUGAGGCAGCUAGCCCACACAUUCAUCCCAUUGGAUGGUGUAAAGAACAUAGAAGAACUCUCAUCACCCCUCCAGAUUAUCCACAUGCCAAACAUUUUUCUUGGGAAAAAUAUUUGGAAGAAACCAGUUCUUUACCUGCACCUGCAAGGGCUUUUAAAGUGAAACCAUCUCAUGGAUUUCAGAAAAAUAUGAAACUUGAGGUAGUUGACAAGAGGAAUCCAGUACUUAUCAGAGUAGCAACUGUUGUAGAUAUUGAUGACCACAGGAUAAAAGUGCACUUUGAUGGCUGGGAUAGUAUUUAUGAUUAUUGGACUGAUGCAGAUAGCCCUGAUAUCCAUCCCGCAGGCUGGUGUGCAAAAACUGGACACCCACUUCAGCCUCCUCUUAGUCCCUUGGAAUUAGUGGAAGCUUUAGAACAUGGAGGAUGCCCUACUGCAGGUUGCAAAGGAGUUGGACACAUAAAACGAGCAAGACACAUGGGCCAUCACAGAGCUGCCGACUGCCCGUAUUCUGACGUCAACUUGAACAAAGAACAAAUCUUACCAGAUCGUUUAAGUGGAGAGAUACCGCUAGCCAGUCCAUCUGUCCCCAAGAACAGAAAGACAGAAGUAAAUGAAAGAUCAGCCUCUCCUCAAAUUAGGCAGCAAGCUAAGGACUCUGCUAAGAAGGAAGAGUGUGAAGAAGAGGAGACAGAAAAUGAGCUGUCAACCUUAAAUGAAACUAGAGGGGACAGAAAAGAACCCAGCAGCCAGAAGCCUCUUCCUCAGCCAGUUUUCUUGUCUUCCAAGUUCCAAAUCCCAUGCCUACCCUUGCGCUGGGAACAGCAAAGCAAGCUCCUUCCAAGUGUGGCUGGAAUCCCUGCCAGUAAAGUUUCCAAAUGGAGUACAGAUGAGGUUUCUGAAUUCAUACGGAGUUUACCAGGAUGUGAAGAACAUGGCAAGGUGUUCAAAGACGAGCAAAUUGAUGGAGAAGCAUUUCUACUAAUGACCCAAGCAGACAUAGUCAAGAUAAUGAGCAUUAAACUGGGACCGGCCCUAAAAAUCUUCAAUUCCAUUCUGAUGUUCAAAGCCGCAGAGAAAAACUCACACAAUGAACUUUGA